AUGCAAAUGAAUAAUCUGGAGCCGUUCCCAGUCAGCGUGAGAAGAAAAUCCACAAAUAAAAUAGAUGCGAAUGAAAUUUUGAGUGAUACCAAAAGGCGGCCACUGAACCCCGAUCAGCAUAACAGAAGAACAUUUGAGUUUCAAUACAAGGUUCAACUACGCCAAAAUAAAGAUCAGAACAAACCGAAUAACAGUCUGGAAUUUUUCACUUGCCCAAUAUGCAAACUAGAGUUUAGCAUCCGCGCCCCAGGGGAUUUGUAUAUAGUAGGGGAGCUGCAGGCAAUCCUGGAACAGCUAGAAAUAAGUUCUACAGUUGACCAGAUUCGGAUAUCUCAGGAUGGAAGCUGGUCAUUUGUUGAGGCUAAAAAGAAAGAAGACGCAAAGGAGUCGGAGAUAAUAGAACUGGAGGAUCUAGACAGUUCUGAGGAAGAGCGUGAGAUUACGAAAAUCAAGUUGGAGCGCACUGCAAAAAAGGAGGCGUCUUUAAUUUCUGUACAGCGCUUUGAAGAUGAGGCAAUUCUGGAUGAUCUAUUCGAGCCAUCAGACAGAGAAAUUGAAGAUGAAAUUGACCGAAUAGUGGAUCAGGUAAUUUUGAAAGAUGGGUCUCGACAGUCAGAUUACAGUUCCUACCUCAAAACCUCGGCUUUGAAUGCAGAAAAGACACAAGCCUCAGAGCCUGUCUUUUUUACGGGUAAUGGUGACGAAGACGAUCCUUUCGUAAUUGAUUGA
Molecule: messenger RNA, 729 nt
Organism: Ogataea parapolymorpha DL-1
Lineage: Eukaryota; Fungi; Ascomycota; Pichiomycetes; Pichiales; Pichiaceae
Exons: 1
Coding region: 1-729 (242 amino acids)
Source: RefSeq, a predicted model, not a curated record